GUAUUAACGAUGAUCUUAUUUGUAUUUUCUAUUUUUAGCACGCCUUCCUAUCCCAAUGACAGCAUUAUUUCUCCUCACACCUGUUUUUCUUCGCCUGACGUUGUCUUCCGAGCUCAGUGCGUCGACCAGCAGGUACAUCAGACGGCCCGACGACGACCUGUACGUCGGUCCAGUGCUGAACACUGUUGUUGCGAGGUCGACGUUAACCUGCGCCGCAAUGUGUUCCCGGAACGACCGCUGUCACGUGAUCAACGUUUGUCCGUGUGAUGGUUUUCCUCGACAAGUUGAGUGCAGUCUCCAUGACGAAGAAAGCUUCGAGGUCAGCAAUUUCUUGAAGGAUGUUGCGCUACAGAAUUGCUUCCUGUGGGAGAAGCUUCAAUCGGAAGAGAUAAGCGAGGUUACAGUAACUCCGACUGUAGACACAACAGAAGAACUGCAGUGUGAAAAUGGAGGAACUCUCGUGGGAGGACGGUGCCAAUGUCGCAGGCAAUAUGGCGGGACAACAUGCCAGCGACUAAUCAGAGACUGCACAGAACCUUAUGAUAAUGGAUACAGAACAUCUCGGAGUGUUCCGCUACUAAUACAACCUGCAGGGGCGAUAACACCUUUCUGGAUUUUAUGUCUUCUCAAUAACGGGGGUUUCAACUAUAUUCUCAUACGAAACGGCAUAAUGAGCUCCAAUGUCAGCUGGGCGACAGCAAAGACCGGAAUCGGAGACACGACAAUGACCGAUUCAUCCAACUUCUUCAUCGGACUGGAGAACCUCCACAACUUGCUGAGUCAGGCAGAUUAUUUUGCCACAGUGUAUUGCCACUUCGACAGCAAUCCAUCUGAAGGGUGGUUGACCUACGAAAGUUUUGUUGUCGGACCAGAAAGCUCGUCCUACGCCCUCUCAUACGAGUCAGUCAACUCAGCACAGACUGAGUUCCUGGACAAUGUUUUCAAUGAUUCUGCCCUUCUUUUCUCCACUUUUGAUCAUGACCCGAACUCCUGUAAAAAAGGGUACCCGGGGUGGUUUGGGUCGGAUUGCGCCGAGUCUCCUCCUUUUGCUGACUCGGUGGUGUGGCCAGUAAAUGGAGAACCUAAAAAUGUCGACUACCUGUUCAUCCAAGUGUUCAGGAGUUCUAAUUUUAAUGUAAAUUGAUGUUACUAUCAACUUUUUGUCUACCCAUCUUAUCAGCAUUUCGGGGAUAUACUGUCGUGUCAUAGAGACCUGAUUUGCUUUCAAACUAAGAAAGAAGUUUUUGAUUAUCUAAUAUCCAGGGAAAAUCCAGAAAAUUACAGUGAUUUUUGCACUAUGUUAGAUAUAAUCCUUACUGAUACACCUUUUUGCAGACAUAUUUUGUACACCGCUUGGAGGAUAUAUAAGCUAUCUAUACUUUGGAGUAGCUAGGAUCUUCAGAUUUAUAAUCAAUUAUAAUCAAUAAAAUUGCUUGUUGGGGUAAUAUAAAAAUAAAUCAGAUUAGAUAAUUCCAAGUACCAAAAUGUUUGUUUCUUCUAUAUACAGAUGUCUAUAAAAAUAUUUUCAACAUGUGCAUUUUUGAAUUUAACCACGUGUGCGAGCAUGUAAAGGUGGUGUGUGUGUGAUAGAAAGAGUCGGGACUGUUUUCCAUUUUCUCACUUCCUAAAGUAAACAGUAUUCGGUAAGUAUACUUUCAGUAAUAAUAUUCUACUUUAAAAAAUAAAUACGAAUAGU
Molecule: messenger RNA, 1696 nt
Organism: Pomacea canaliculata
Lineage: Eukaryota; Metazoa; Mollusca; Gastropoda; Architaenioglossa; Ampullariidae
Exons: 4
Coding region: 56-1144 (362 amino acids)
Source: RefSeq, a predicted model, not a curated record